UUGUCUCUCGAAUUAAACAGCAGAGCAAUGUCAAAGUGAUCGUCGUGUGGGUCUUCGGCGGAUAUGCUAAACAGUUCUUUGCAGAAGCUCACAGACAAAAGUUAUCACGGCGAACUUGGAUUCUGGGCGACGCAACGAGCACAGAGGGAAGCGACCUACUUGGCCCAUACUUAAGUCUUCUUGAUGGCGCCCUCGGUAUUCAACCGCACAAUCGCAGGAACGAAAGACGCCGUCUAUGCAGCCGCUUACGCUUUGGACAGGAGCAUCAGGUGCCGUGACUCAGAAGAAAAACUUCAAGGGGGAGAGUGCGCACUGACAAAACCACUUAAGACUGGAGGGGUCGACCUUUUGCCAUUCUUGAAAAAUGUCAGCUUUAGAGGUCUCACUGGUGUUGUGGAAUUUGACGAUCACGGAGAUCCAAAAGAAUCGUCGUUCGAGAUAGUGAACAUCCAAGUGCACGGAGCGGGCGAGAAAAACAAAUUUAUAGUGGGAUUUUGGAACAGCAAGGAACAGCAAAGGUUGCGAUUAAACGAUUCCGCGAUCAAGUGGGCAAACGGCAGUGUUUAUACAGAAGUUCCGGCUUCAGUUUGUAGCGAGGUUUGUCUCCCCGGAACUCGGCAGGAAGUAAUUGCGCCUUGUUGUUGGAAAUGCGUCAAGUGCCCGGGGGACACAGUCAGCAAGGAACCUGGGUCUACCAACUGCACUACGUGUCCUCCUAAACAGAAAUCGAACGAUGCCAAAACGACAUGUGUCAGCCUACCGGUGAAGAACUUACGUUUAGAGGACACGGCUGGUGUGUUGCUGUCUUGUGUGACAGUUGUAGGAUAUUGCCUGACCACUGCCGCGUUACUGGUAUUUCUGAAGUACCGCGAGACGGCCAUUGUGAAAGCUUCAAACAGGCAGCUGAGUUUCGUCCUUCUGCUCGCGAUCUUCCUCAGUUUCACUCUAGCACUGUUGAGCUUGGCAGAACCGACUGAUUUUAUUUGUCGCGUUGCACAGUUUUCCCGGUAUAUCAUUUACUCUACGUUCGUGUCAAUUCUGUGGUUAAAAUCCGUGCGUAUAUUCGUCUUGUUUCAAUUCGACGUCUCCAGAAUGGCCUCGCAAAGUUACAUUUCAAAAGCCAAGUAUCAAGUGGCCUUAGUUGCUCUCGUCAACAGCGUGGAUGUUGUGUUACUGAUCGCCUGGUUCGCUUCAGACCCACCCUUUCGAAAUGAAAAAAUCCAACCAACUCAGUACAUCUUUUACACCUGUACACCCUAUGGAUCUUCAGUCGGAAAAGCACUGUAUUUUAUGGUUUGCUCAUACGUUCUGCUGCUUUCGCUGCUUUCGUCGUUUUACGCCUUCAAAGUCCGGAAACUGCCAGAUAACUUCAACGAGGCGCGGUUCAUCGCGUUCUCUCUGUACAUCAUUCUGUUGUCAGCAUUAUGUUAUUAUUCAGUGGAGUUCUCAGUGCAGGAGGGCUGGUACGUCUCGGUUAUCGCCUGUACCACUACUUUAGUGGACUCGUUUGGCUUGCUUGGGUGUAUGUUUGCGCCUAAAGUAUUCAACAUUCUGUUCCACCCAGAGAGAAACUCCAAAGAGGUGAUAGGGUCGCAGAUAACAGCUUACGUCUGUGAGAACGCUGGGUUGACAAACCUGAGCGGAAAUAUACCCACAGCGAGUGCAAGCAGUGAGAGAAAUGAAACUGAGCCAAAAGAACUGUAGAAAGAAAAAUAAAGAGAACAUUAUCCAGAACUUCAACCUAAAAGAACCUGUCUUAGUCGUAGUUGUUUGAACCCUUGGUUCCAGCAAGGGGGUUGCUUAGUAACGAUACAAGUCGGCAAGCUGUCGUGAUAAGUUCGGAGUUCCUUGCCAUUUUUGAUUGGACAAUUGUAAUCGUCAAUCCUUCGGGUGCUUCUUCGACGGUUGGAUAAAAUCAUAUUUCAGAUCAAAUCUCUAUUGGUAGAUAUGGUUAAAUUAUUUUUCUCAGUUUCAAUCUUAAAGAAUUCUUCAGCUCAGACUGUUCGGUAAAAAACGAGGUAAAAAACGAAUUGUAGUAGAAGCCGUAAAGGUCGGCACACACGAGGGGACUAAUCCCUGCAACCACAGUGAAACCUGAAUUAAGCGGACCCCAUAUCAAGCGGACACCAGCUUGAGUCCCAAAAUUUUCUCCCUACAUUUACUGUAAAGUAAGC
Molecule: messenger RNA, 2174 nt
Organism: Orbicella faveolata
Lineage: Eukaryota; Metazoa; Cnidaria; Anthozoa; Scleractinia; Merulinidae
Product: extracellular calcium-sensing receptor-like
Biological process (GO): G protein-coupled receptor signaling pathway
Cellular component (GO): membrane
Molecular function (GO): G protein-coupled receptor activity
Source: RefSeq, a predicted model, not a curated record